Messenger RNA from Aspergillus aculeatus ATCC 16872, 1607 nucleotides. RefSeq names its product glycoside hydrolase family 28 protein. The transcript is spliced from 4 exons. Bases 96 to 1568 code for a protein of 490 amino acids. Gene Ontology annotation, molecular function: polygalacturonase activity. Lineage: Eukaryota; Fungi; Ascomycota; Eurotiomycetes; Eurotiales; Aspergillaceae. Gene Ontology annotation, cellular component: extracellular region. Gene Ontology annotation, biological process: pectin catabolic process. The record is from RefSeq and is a predicted model, not a curated record.
ACCUCCUCUGCUGUCAUCACCAACCCAGUCAUUCUUUUCUUUCUUUCUGUUAACUUAUACUUUCACUCUUUCAGUCGUUCUUUUAUUCUUUUACCAUGCAGCAGCGCAGUGCGCUCCUUUUGGCCCUGGCGCCUCUGGCGCUGGCCUGUGAGAGCCCCGAAAACCAUGCUUGUGCCUCCAUCUACUCUGUUUCCUCCGUGGCUGCAGCCAGCUUCUGCGCCACCUUCACCGCCAGCGCGGUGAGCGAAACGACCGGCGUGCCGGCCGCCUUCCUGUCGGCCUGUGACUACAAGACCAAGCACCUGUCCAGCGCCUGCAGCUGUCUGGGCACUGUCACCGGGGCUGCCGCGGCCGCCACCAGUGUGAGCACCACAGCCCCCGUCGUCGUCGCCACCUCCACGACCGCCGCCGCCGCCUCCACCUUCCAGACCUCCUCGAAGGUGGCCUCGACCAGCCAAGCGGCAUCCACCACGCUGGCCCCCGUCACCACCGAGGUCGCCGUGGCGGCCACCUCGGCCGUCGGCAACGGCGGCACGACCUGCACGGUGACCGAGUACGCGUCGAUCUCGUCGGCAGUGGCCUCGUGCUCCAACAUCCUGCUGUCGGGCGUCAGCGCCCCGGCGUCCAGCACGAUCGACCUGACCGGGCUGCAGACGGGCGCGGCCGUGAUCUUCGCCGGUGAAACCACCUUCGGCGACACCUACGACAGCGACUUCGACCCCAUCGUGAUCUCCGGUACGGACCUGACCAUCACGGGCGCGGAGGGCCACGUCAUCGACGGUAACGGCCAAGCCUACUGGGACGGCGAGGGUUCCAACGGCGGACAAGACAAACCCGACCACUUCAUCGUCCUCAAGAAAAUCUACAACAGCACAAUCAGCAACCUCUACAUCCAAAACUGGCCCGUGCACUGCUUCGACGUCGAAUCCAGCGAAGGCCUCACCCUCACCGGCAUCACCCUCAACAACACCGCCGGCGACUCGCCCAACAGCCUGAGCGGCGACGACCCCGCCGCACACAACAGCGACGGCUUCGACAUCAAAUCCUCGACGGAUCUGACUCUAACCAACAGCUGGGUGCACAACCAAGACGACUGCGUCGCCAUCACCUCGGGCACCAACAUCCUCGUCGACAACCUGUACUGCUACGGGGGCCACGGCCUAAGCAUCGGCUCCAUCGGCGGCAAGUCCGACAACACGGUCGACGGGGUGACGUUCAGCAACUCGCAGGUCGUGGACUCCGAGAACGGGUGCCGCAUCAAGACGAACUCCGGGGAGACCGGCGAGGUGUACAACAUCCGGUACGAGAAUAUCACCCUCUCCGGCAUCACGGACUACGGCAUCGAUGUGCAGCAGGAUUAUUUGAAUGGCGGGCCCACCGGGGAGCCGACGAAUGGGGUCUUGAUUGAGAAUGUGACGUUUGUGGAUGUCACGGGCACGAUGAGUGACGGCAAGGAUUAUUAUAUUCUCUGUGGGGAUGGGAGCUGUGAGAAUUUCACGUUCGAGGGGGUUAGUAUUACCGGGGGUAGUGGGGAUAGUUGUAAUUAUCCGGAUAGUGGGUGUCCUUAAGUAGCCUGGGGUUGAGGAGGGGGGAGGUGGUCAGGGGUG